AUGAUGAUGCCGCACUGCAUAAUCUACGGAAACACGGUGACUGCUUUAUGCAAUGCAAUGGGUAAUGCUGCGAUGUGUCAGCUAGACAAUGCGAUGAUGAUCGGAAGCAUUCCAAACGAGCACUUGUCAAUUUCCGGAAGCCUCACGACCACAAACAUUAUUAUGGCGAACUGGUCGAGAGAGAUGUGGCAAGGCGUGGUGAACAGAGCGGUUCGAAUGCUGGCAUCGGGUCCAUUUAGUGAGAACUUUGCCUCGGCAUUUGCAACCGUCGACUGA
Molecule: messenger RNA, 276 nt
Organism: Angiostrongylus costaricensis
Lineage: Eukaryota; Metazoa; Nematoda; Chromadorea; Rhabditida; Metastrongylidae
Source: the annotation of a GenBank genome assembly